Messenger RNA from Ooceraea biroi (clonal raider ant), 5122 nucleotides. Its product is annotated as insulin-like growth factor-binding protein complex acid labile subunit. Gene Ontology annotation, molecular function: protein binding. Lineage: Eukaryota; Metazoa; Arthropoda; Insecta; Hymenoptera; Formicidae. The record is from RefSeq and is a predicted model, not a curated record. Gene Ontology annotation, cellular component: plasma membrane.
AGCUACGAGUCGGACGCCGCAGUGUUUGUCAGUCCUUCGUAUGGACAUCACGUUCGGCGAGACUGAUAGUACCCGCCGGUAUUGGCAUCCGUAUAUAAGCGUAUAAAGCUUUUGACGGCAUCCAUCAUCGUCGAUAGCCAGCAACGUCGAUCGCGCGUCAAUCCCGCACCGUAGAUGAACUCGCGACUGCUGUACGCGCGCUUGCGAAUCGCGAUAUCGUCGUCGUCACUAUCGUCGUCGCCGUCAUUGUCGUCUCAUCACCCUGUCCACAAGCGGACGAGCGGCCUCGUCGCGAGAUUCCUCCGGCCGGCGGACGAGAUGUGAAGACGUCGUCUUGGAAGCGAUGUGGCUUCCGUUGGUGCUGCUCGCCUUGAUGGCGAGCGGUUCCGCCUGUCCGGACCUCUGCGAGUGUCAUCAGAGUGACAUCGGGAAGGACGACGCGCCGGCUUUGUCGGACGUGACGUGUCGUGGUCGUGUACCCGGCCUAUCGGAGAUACCCGUGGGAGUGAGAAGUUUGUCGGUGGAUGGCGCCGAGGGACCGGACGUCACUGUUCUCCUGGACGAGCUGGACGCUGCCGACUUGGUGAACGAUCUCGGGAUGAUCAGUACUGUGGACAAUUUCCAGACAAACGACACGUCGGUGACGAAUGACACGUCAUUGGAAGAUGCAACGGAGGCACUGCCGUACUUAAUCGAGUUCGCGGUGACAAAUUGCUCGUUGGUGUCUUUGAACGCGUCGUGGCGUGGUCUCGAACGUUUGAGGUCGUUGAAUCUGUCGUGCAACAAUCUUCUGCGGAUAAGGGACGUGACGGUGAUACGUAUGACGAAUCUCAGCGAUCUGACAUACCUCGAUCUGUCGAACAAUUCGUUAUCGGAGAUCAGUGACGGGUCUUUCAGGACGCUCGUUGGACUCGUGAGACUAAAUCUGUGCAAGAACGCGAUCGGCACGGUGGAUGAGAACGCGUUUCGUGGCCUGGAUCGAUUGGAAUCUCUCGAUCUGUCGGACAACAGGUUGGCGGACUUGCCGGAUAGCGCGCUCACUCCGCUCUACUCUUUGCAGAAACUCGAUCUCAGCGGUAACCAGCUGCAAGUCCUGGGCGCCAGGUGGUUCGAGAGCCUCGACAGAUUGAGGGAACUCGAUGUCUCACGAAAUGGAUUGGCCAGAGCAGCCUCGGGGACGUUGCAACCGUUAUCAGGACUGUCUGUCCUAAGACUCGCGGAAAAUCCGUUGAAGGAGCGAGACGUAUCUCUGUUGUUGGGUACCGGAAGAAGAUUGGAGACUGUGGACGCAUCUCGUACCGGAUUAGCGAGGGUUCCGGCCGCAUUGACGAGAUCGGUCAGGGCUCUGAGGCUCGCCGGUAACAGGUUGACCACUAUCCGUAGCGGCGAUCUGGACAGUUAUCCCCUGCUGCGUAUGUUGGAUAUCGCCGAUAAUCGUGUAAUAGAUAUCGAGAACGAUGCCUUGGGACGGCUGGAGGUUUUAGAGGAACUCGAUCUGUCCGGAAACGUUCUUUCGAGGAUACCGGGCAGCUUACCGAGCAGCCUGACCAUGCUCAAGCUUCAGCGAAACGCAAUAACCGCGCUAAAGCUCGACGAUCUCAAUGGCCUUUAUAAUCUGCGAUCGUUAAUGUUGAACGAUAAUGACAUCAAUGAGAUCGAAGUGGGCGCGCUCGGUCAACUACCCCUGCUCGCCGAGCUGGAUCUAUCCGAUAAUCCUAUCAAAGCGUUAUCAACUAAUACCCUAAGCGGACCGAGUAAUCUCGCCAAACUCCGGAUGUCGGGUCUAACGUCGCUUCAACGACAUCAGGAAGAACAGAGCGAUAUGGCGUUCCCGGUACCGACCCCGGAGAGGCUAAUGACGUUAGACGUGUCGCGCAGCCCGGUUCUCGCGGGACAACUACUGGCAGACGAUGCCGCGCUGUCCGCCUGUAAAAGCCUGACGGAGCUGAACCUCGUGGCAACCAACAUCAGCACCGUCAGAUCCGACCUUGCGUACAUGCUGCCACAGCUGCGCGUACUCCGACUCGCCGGGAACAAUUGGAACUGCACGGAAGAUCUCUACUGGCUGGGCGAGUGGAUCAGACAGCAUCGUGAAUCGAACCAGCAUCAACCGGCUCGGUGUUCCAGUCCACCGAAACUGACGGGAUUAGUUUUGCACGAUCUACCGACACUGCCGAAUUCCAUCAGCGCGAUCGCGAGCGUAACUGUCAUCACGAUGACGGCCACCUCGCUUACCGCAUCUGUCGUCUUGAUGCACGAGCAUACAUCGCAUACUGAUCAGCCAAACGUCACGGUGUCUUCCAAUAUCGAUGAUGCGAAUUCCGGUCGCGACGCGGUGGAUCCACCCACGCUAUCUUCCGUGAACACGAAAAUCGAACCGGGAAUCGGGCUAGCUGCAGCUAACUCGGAUGUUCCACCCACCGCGGCAAUCGCCUCGGAAACGGGAGCACCGAAAAAACUGCCGCGAGUCUACGAGGCGCCGACGUCCUUCCGUAACGUAACGUCGUCAAUCACGACGCGGGCGAGCGGGGAACCCGGCCGAAAGAGCGAUAAAACAAAUCGUAUCUCGAUGGAUCAGAAUUUAAUCAAGCACACCGUCAUCCCGACCUUACGAGCACCCAGCGACCCCAAGCUAUCCAUUAUGGGAAUGAGAGACGCGGAGUCGCGUUCGCAAACUUUCGAUAACCGGGCGAACGGUAGGGCGCGGAAAAAUGACAGGGCGAAAAAUGACAAACUUGCCGCGUCGAGCAUCGGCACGAUCCAUUCAUCGGGAUUUUCGAGCAAGGGUGAGAGGAAAACGAUCGACAAAUAUCCACGGAUGAUGAACAACACGGCGAAGGAGAACGCGGCGUUGGACGAUCGCAGUUCGAAGACGAUAGCACAGGAGUUGAAUAGUCGAGCGAUCGAUUCCGGCGCUCGAGUGUCCGAGUCUCUCUCCACCGGUGCCCAUCCUGGAAUGAUGGUGUUGGCUGGCGCGGUGGUAGGCGCCGUCCUGGCGCUGAUCGUCAUCCUCUCGCGGAGGACGACGGUGCAUCGGACGGACAGGUAUCACCGUCACGAGAACAUCGAGGUGCACACUCUCACGCCCACCACGGAACUUUGGUGACCAGAGUCGGAGUACGACCGUCUGUUCGAAAGGGACAGGCGGCUGGACAUCGAGAAUCGCGACCGGGAAGCGCCGACGUUGCCUCGGCGAUCGGCGAGGUCAUGGCUGAUCGAUGCAUGUUUGAGAAGAGUCCUCAAGUAACGCGCGGUACUGGCGAUCGAAUCGCGCGUAUCCCGUUAUUGUAACAAACUCUAAGUGGACCGACCGAGCACGAUAGCUGGAGCGUUAACUGGAAAGUUGGAAGGAUUCCCCUGACUACGGGAGACCGCGGGAAAGGUGUGAGCGACUAAACGUCGAAGUUGGGAACGAGAUACUCCAGACUAAUCCGUAUCACUUCGGAAACCGCCAAUACGCUGCGGAUUACGGAGCAAUCUUGUGAAAAUAACGAAUAUAUUCAAGCACGACACUUAAAACUUGUGCAAUUUGUGAGUAAUAAGGAGAAGGAAGAAAAACGAUCGGCCGUCAAGAAGCUAUCUGUACCAUCGAGGAUUUACAGUGCGUAAUUGGAGACAGAUGCUUACAAAUGCAGAGACGCUGAAAAGUGUUAUUUGCAAAAUCACUGUCUGUAAUCGCGUAUUUUGGCUUGUCGAUUUUCCUUGAAAAUUGCGUGUUACGUGAAUCCACCAAGAUGUCGAUAUCGGUAUAGAAUCUAUCCGAUGAAAAUUAUCCAGCAAUAACGCUGUUCAAACUCCAUCCAACGGCGGAGAUACAGACGUCAAGUGCUGUAACCAAGACGUUAAAAGCACGAGCGAAGGAUCGCAAAGAGAGCGCUGUUUCAUAUAAAUUCUGACGUAUAUAAACAUGUCUGAAGCUGCAGCAUGCGUCGUCCGCCGGGAAAUACCGGACGCGUGUUACGAACGAAAAACUCGCGAGAAAAAUUCGACACAGUUUUGACGUACGCCAUGGUAGAUCGAUACGCUGCGCAAAGUCUUCUUCAUAAUAAAUGUCAAUCGUAGGAAAAGAUGCACGCAAAGCAACUGAACGGAGAUAUUUGCGCGAGAACUCCAAACCCGUCAGGUUUCACGGAUUGGUGCUUGAUAUCUUCCGAUAUUUCACUAUCGCGUGCAUAUGCGCUCAUCAUAGACGUGUCAUAAUCGAGUGGCAAUAAUCACGAGCGGGCGGGCAUACCGAUUUAGGCUGAUUGGCUUGAGGUCAGACCGAUUAAUUGGACACAGUGACAAUAAUAAUGGUUACACGCCGCGUUCCAAGAGUCUGACUCUUCGCGGUACGCUCAAUUCCUGAGGAGACUAUUAAUUGUGACUGAAAUGAAGUGCGAGUGUAAUAAAAGUAAAACGAGAGAGCAUAAGAGGCUAGCGAAAGAUAGAGAAACGCGAACGUGGUAGAGAAGCAGGUAGGGCGGCGCCAAAAUAAUGCAGAAUGUAGAGAGAUGAAGGAGAGGUGAAGGAAGGCCAGCGAGCUAUUCGCGGUGGCAAAUAAUAUGUUUGAAUGGUAAAACCGGCCGGGAAGUGAGUGCGACUGCUAGACGGAGGAACUUUUAUUGAACGUCGUGUGUGUAUGUGUGUGUGUGUGUGUGUUCGAGAGAUCGAAAGAUUUGAAUGUAAGAGAGAGAGAGAAAAAGAAAGAAAAAGGAGAGGAAAAGUGCGUGUAUGUGAGUGUGUGUACAUGUGCGAGGGAGAGAGUAAAAGAUAGAGGAAGGACUAGAGAGAAAGAAUGAAGACAAAUUCGAGAGACCGUUCUUGAAUGCAGCAAAACGGGAUGUACAGAAACAUUGCUUCCGUACUUAAUUCCACUAAGCUUGGUGAGCUGUCAAAACUUUUUAACAAAUAAAAGAAAAGACACGAUAGAGAGAAAGGGAAUGCAUGCGGGAGAGAGGAGAGGGAGAGUGAGAGUGAGAGAGAGGGAGAGGGAGAGAGAGCGAGAGAGAAAGAGAAAGAAAGAAAAUGAGGGAGUGAAAGAGCAGAUAGAUAAAUAGCGAAGAGGCUAAAUAUUAUCUUUCUUAAAAAAUAACCAGUGUCAAAGUAACGCUAUAAUAAUAAACUGAUGUACAAAGAUGCA